CAGAUUCAUCCAACAAAACUUUUUUCAAAGAUGCCCACACCCACCAUAUCCAUUAGGUAUAUAAAAUGACCCAAUAACAUACAUAUAAGCAUCAAAAUUCCUCAUAUCCAUACCAUAAGGACUAGUUUGGAAACCACAUUUUCCAAUGGAUUUCUAUUUUCCUAAGAGAAAUUAGUUUAUUUUCCCUUAGAAAAAUAAAAAUCUCUUAGGAAAAUGGAGUUCCCAAUUUUACUUUGGGAAAAUAGAAAUCCCUUAGGGCUAGUUUGGUACCAUAAAAACCCACGGGUUUCCCGGCAUUUUCUCUAGGAAGAAAGCCCACGCGGACAUUUGCCUGGAGUUUGUACUUCUGCGUGUUUGGAAGCCAAAAGACUCGACACACUUUCCUCCAGAGAAACAUCUUUUCCGGUCAGGAAAAACCUUGGCAUCGGGAGGCCAGGCGUUUCCACGGUGCCGCCAACCUUGCCUUGGAGCAUCUCCCCCAUCGCCCCGGCUCCCCGCGACGCUAGGCCUAGCCUCAUCGACGCCAUCCCCGUGAGCACCUCUGUCGCCACACCAUCGUCGUCUUCAACGCCAUCUCCUUCCCCUCACAAGGUCAACUCCUGUAGAUCUACAUCUCCUGUAGCGCCAGCAGGAAACACAUCGCGAGCGACACAGCGCGAGCGCCCAAGAUUCUCAGGUUCCUGCCGCUGCCUUGCCUUUGCCCCCUCGCCACCAGAAGUAGCUCGCGCGCGAUAGCAGCGUCCGCCAGCCGUUGCCUUGCCUCUGCCCCCUCGCCACCAGAAGCAGCGCACGCGCGGUAGCAGCGUCCGCCAGCCGCUGCCUUGCCUCUGCCUUGGAGCCACCAGCAUGUGGUAACGCGAGCACAGUUUGCUUUUGGAGCGCAAGAAGUUCGACCUGCUAGUGGAGACUGCUGGUGGAGACGAAUGCGAGAGGGGAGGAAAGGGGAAUCAAGGAGUGGUUGGGUACUUGUUGUGUCAUGUGGUCAGCAUUCGGAUUUCGUGCGUCACGCGGCCAGCAUACACAUUAUGCAUAUUUGUUUUGCAACAAUUUCCUAUUGGGUGCCUGCCUGGUAUGAUAGUGUGUCUCAUGUCUUGGUCUUGGUAGUGUCGAUGAAAGAUAUAUCCUUAUAUCCUAUAGUGUUUGUGUUUAAACUAUUGUGAAGAAUAACAUUGUUUUCUUGUAACGUUUUAACGCACUCAUGUUGUUCAACCAGAACUGGGGAUCCUAACAAUUUGAUUUAUUUGUUUUGUUUGCUUUGCAUACUAAAAAAUGUCCAGUUUUUACAACAACUUAUAUAAAACAGUGAUUCGAUCCUAGACCUAGAUAUUAUUCCUUUCUGCUAGUGGAGCACUUAUAUCUAGAUAUUGAGAGCUAAAGUUAUCUGUAACUUUGGUUGCUGAUUGUUCUUUCUCUAGUUGUUGACUGAUUUAGUUAUGUCUUCAAACACCUAUUACCUGGGAUAUUGGGUUAUUUUUAUUAUAAUCUGAACCUCAACUUGAUUAAACAUCAGUCUUUUGUUCUGUUCUUUCCCAGGAGAGUCACCAUGCAUAAAUAUUUUCCUAGAUUUUUUAUUGUUUGUUGUAUCAUUUUUAGUUCAAUUGGAUAACUUGCCUUAUAAGUUCAAUUGGUCUCCACUUCUCUAGAUAUGGGUUCUUGGGAGGAGCAAGUUAGACAAUUUUUGUUAGAUGAGGAAGAAGACGACGAUGAGUUGUUCUUUGUUAUUCUCCCUGCUAUAAUUCCAUACCUCUCAGAAGAGAAAUAGCCCAUCCACACGUCCUCACUCACUGGUGCUAAAAAGGUUAGAGAAAUCCUUGAAGGACAUGAGAGUUGGUGCAAAUCUGAGUUUCAAAUGGAGCCAGCAAUAUUCAGAACCACAACAAAUUUUCUUAGAAGAGAGAAUUUACUACGAGACACACGAGGAGUUACCGUUGAGGAGCAGCUUGGGAUGAUCAUGUACAUGAUCUCCCAUAAUGCUAGUAACCAAAUGCUACAGAAGGCUUUUCAACAUAGUGGAGAGACUAUCCAUAGAAAAAUAUCUGAAGUAUUUGAUAUUGUUCCCACACUAACUCAGCGUUUUGUGAAGCUUCCUAGCUCUAUCCAAACUCACACCAAAAUUGCAACAGAUUAUAGGUUCAUGCCAUUUUUUCAGAACUGCAUUGGUGCAAUUGACGGCACACAUAUACCCAUCACCAUAGCAGAACAUAGGGCUCCUCCAUAUAGAAACAGGAAAGGAACUCUUUCACACAAUGUUAUGGUAGCCUACGACUUUGACCUUAAUUUCACAUUUGUUUCAUGUGGAUGGGAGGGGUCAGCCUCAGAUGCAGGGGUGCUUCGAUCUGCUAUUAGCAAAGGAUUUAGUGUGCUAGAAGGAAAGUUUUAUCUAGUAGAUGGUGGUUAUGCAAAUACAUCAUCCUUCAUUGCACCAUAUAGAGGGGUUCGAUACCAUCUCAAUGAGUUUAGGAGGCGUCGUUCAUCACAAAGUGGUUAUGCGAACUACAGAGAGUUGUUCAACCACCGCCAUGCAAUUCUCCAUAACCAUAUAGAGAGGGCCAUCGGUGUUCUAAAGAAAAGGUUCCCGAUUCUAAAAGUAGGCACAUUUCAUCCCAUAGAGAACCAAAUUAAGAUCGUAGCUGCAACUGUUGCAUUUCACAACAUAAUUAGAGGGCAAAAUGGAGACGAAAGAUGGCUUGACAACCAACUAGAUUACAUCUCUCCAAGCCAAUAUGUUGAUGUUCCAGAGGGAGAUAUCAACUAUGUCAAUGACACAGAAUCAAGUGAUGGAAGUGCUCUAAGAGAUCAGAUCGCACUUCAGAUGUGGGCUGCCUACAAUAGCUAGAUGUUAUAAUAGGAUGCCUACAAUAGCUAGAUGUAGGCUGCCUACUAUUAUUACUUAUGGAGUCUUUAUGGUUUGUAGUUUGUCAUGUAGCUAGUUGCCAAGUUAUGAACUUAAAGUUGCUUAGUUAUGUACUAUUAUUUCCACAAUUUCAGUUUUGAAUAAAGGAUGAUUUGGAACAAUGUGUACGAGAAAGGCUUAGUCGAUGUGAUGCAUGAUCACAAAGAUAAUCCAAAAUUCAAAGGUCAAAAUGGUUGGAAUCGUGAUGGAUGGAACAGUAUCACUACCAAGUUCAAUGAAAAGUUCCCUCUAGCUCAUUUCUCUAAACAACAACUGCAAGAGAAGGAGAGAGAGCUUAAAGGACACUACAAGGCUAUAAGGGAUUCAAGAAAAGAAAGCGGGGUUGGUUGGAAUGACACCCUAUGCAUGGUACUGCCUGAACCAGAAGUUUGGCCAAGGCUGAUUCGCGCUCACCUAAAGGUAUCAAAGUUUCGCAACAUACCAUUCCCUCUUUUUUACAGUUUAGAAGGGCUAUAUGAAGGGAUGAACAUCGACGAGCGGGGUUCGACGGGCAGGGAACGACGCGAUCGUUGGUGAGCGUUCGGACGGAGCUCCGGCCGAGGGACGCGAACGGUGAGUACGAACUCCGGCGAGGCUCCAGGGAUGGCGAACGGCGUACGGAUGCGGACGGUCCGGCGACGAGCUUCACGACAGCGAGCUGGGCACGACGCGAGCAGGGCUCAACAGCGGGUGCGCGUGAGCAGAGCGGCGGCAUGGGCGUGGUCGACGGGGUGCUGCGCGGGCGAGCUCUGGCAACAGAACUCGACCACGCUGGCCUGGCCGCGUGGCACGGGAGCGAACGUCUGGUGGCUUGGGCGAGCUGCGCGGUCGACGGCAUACUGUUCUGGUGAGGCGGCGUUGCGAGAGAGAAGAAGGGAAGAGGCUUGGGCAGGCAGAAGGAGAGGGCUCGGUUGGGGUUUUAUAGAGAGAGGGAGGGAGAGCAGAGGUCGCCGGUAUGCUUCAUGGCGGCCAUGAAUGGUCGCCGGUUUCUUUCAUGGAGAGUAAUGGGGAGGGAUUAACGGACGCAGUAAAAUUCCUUAACGCAGAGGAACGGAAGGCUCGGCUUCAUGGCACGGUCGUCGCGCGGGCGGACUUCCUGGCGUCCGUUCUCGGCUCGGGUCGGAGUUGCGGUCGGUGACGCGGCGAGCAGCUGGGCGCGGUCGGGGAAGGGACGUGGCAGGGGCGCGGCGCUCGACCGGUCGGGCUUCGCGUCGGGUUCCUAGCGGGCGCGGCUUCGGGUCCGGCUGGCGUGCAGGGCGCUCGGCUCGCACGGCACGGCGCGGUCGGGCUUCGGCCUGUGCGUCGCGGGCGUCAGGCGGCAUGGGGCUCGGCUCCUCGGCGGGGCUGCUCGGGCGCGGUCCAGCGGCUGCGGGCGUCGCGCCUGUGGCUCGACGGCUGGAGCGGGUCGGUCGGCAGCGCGCCUGGGAGAGAGAACGAGGGGAGAGAGAGGAAUGGAAGAGAGCCGGUUGGGAGAGAGGAGCAGGGAGAGACGGCGGCUACCAGGGGCGGCGGCGGCCUGAGGGAGAGUGACGGCUGGGAGUGUUUUGGGCCUAAUGGGCCAAGGUUUAGGUUAGGGUUAGUUAGGUUUUGUUUUGUUUUUUUCUUUUCUAAUUCUUUUCUAAUUUAAAAUAAGCUUUUAAAUAUCCAUAAAAUUUAUAAUAAUUAAACCAAAGUUAUAAAUAAAAUAUUCAUUCUUGGACUAAUAUUUAUUAUACUAUUUAUGUGAAUUUAAAUUUAAGAAGAAAUGAUAUUCAAUAUUCAAAAUUACUUAUGAGCAAUCAAAAAUCAUUCCGAAUGAAAUAAAUAACAAACACUUCAAUGGAAAAUUUAUUAUCAUAAAUACCAUUAUUAACUAAAGGUAUUAUUUUUAUUUAAUGACUUUCAUAGUGUUACAAAUCUACCCCUCUUAAAAAGAAUCUCGUCCUCGAGAUUAAGAAAGGCUAGCAAGAAAACAAAGAAGACACAUGGUUAUUUGUAGGUUCUUGGUUCACAUUUUAACUCUUCUAAACUUAAGGAACUUAUUGUUUCUUCGCUCCGCAAUGACUACAAAUCAAGCGAUCUUCAUCAUCGUACUUAUAAAUGGUGGGUCUUCUGAAUUAUUGCUUAGGUCAUGCUUGGCAGCUUUCUUCUCAAGUCGGUCUAGACGUUUCUUGGGGCAUUCGCGAAUAAGAUGUCCUUCGUUUUUGCAGUAGUAGCAAGCACCUCUUGCUUUGAGUUCUUUACGAGUCAACUUUGCUUGACCAACAGGGGGUGAGGGUUCAUUGGGUGUCUGUAUCUCAUGUAGCUGAGCCUGACUUGAUUCUUCUGUUUGGGUAUCCAUAUGUUUCGUGGCUUUCGCUUGAGGUGGACUAAUCAUGUAUCCAAACAUUUUUCUAUUCCUUUUGUUGUUCUUCAUUCCAUUCAUCGAAUACCUCUGUGACUCAUUUUUCUCGUUCAUAGUUGUUAAGGUAGGAAUAUUGUUGUUGGCAUCAUUUACUUCAUUUCCAUUGGGGUUCAUCAUCUAGUCAGAGGGUAAAAGAGUUAGUGAGAUAGACUGCAUAAGAGGCUUGUAUGACAUUAUGAUAAAGAGCUAACACAACGUUUUAAUUUCCAAUAUAAGAUUAGUUAAGGAACAGGGAUGGUUUCAGAUUUCUACUAGUUCCAUCAUACUUUGAGAGUUUACAGGUCUUAUAUUCCUUAACAAAGAUCUUUUUGAACCUUAUAGAUUUCAGAGCUUGAUAUCCAAAUCAUCUUUCUGAUCCAACAAUAUUUCUUUGAGCACAAAUUGAAAAAAAAACCUUGAGUGGGAC
Zea mays is the source of this 5682-nucleotide messenger RNA. Its product is annotated as putative nuclease HARBI1. The record is from RefSeq and is a predicted model, not a curated record. The transcript is spliced from 4 exons. Lineage: Eukaryota; Viridiplantae; Streptophyta; Magnoliopsida; Poales; Poaceae. Bases 1850 to 2836 code for a protein of 328 amino acids.